Molecule: messenger RNA, 1922 nt
Organism: Oryzias latipes (Japanese medaka)
Lineage: Eukaryota; Metazoa; Chordata; Actinopteri; Beloniformes; Adrianichthyidae
Gene: pstpip1b
Product: proline-serine-threonine phosphatase interacting protein 1b
Biological process (GO): actin filament polymerization
Cellular component (GO): cytoplasm; plasma membrane; actin filament
Molecular function (GO): actin filament binding
Source: RefSeq, a predicted model, not a curated record
AAUGACUCACUUGGUGUUUAAGCCCCUCCAGCCCUUAAAACUGUUCAGAAAGCUAAAUAGUUGAAAGACCUUAACAGCUCCUUUUAAUUUGUUGAUAUGAAAUUGAUUCUUCAGCAGAGUCCUGUUGGUGAAAGCUAAACAAAUGUCAGUUUUGAUGUUUAAAGAUGCAUUCUGGGGGUCUGAUUUCAUCUGUCAUGCCGGUUAUGAUGCUAUAAUCCAGAGGUUACGAGAUGGGAGGCAAAUGUGCAAGGAUGUGGAGGAGCUUUUUAAGAUGAGGGCACUCGCAGAAGAGAAGUAUGGAAAGGAACUGGUGACUAUUGCUCACAAAGCUGGGGGAAGCACGGAAAUCAGCACCAUGAGAGUGUCCUUUGAGCAGCUUAAAACUCAAAUUGAGAACAUUGGGAACUUUCACAUCCAAUUAUCGGACAAACUGAAAGAGGAGGUGAAAAAAAUGGAAACUUUCCGAGAACAUCAGAAAGAACAGAGGAAGAAGUUUGAAAGCAUCAUGGAGAAGAUUCAGAAGAAAAAGGUUGCUUUGUACAAGAAGACUAUGGAGUCAAAGAAGAACUAUGACGUGAAAUGCAGAGAGGCCAAUGAAGUAGAGCAGGGGGCCGAGAAAACAAAUGCUGCAGCCAAAAAUCCUGACAAGCUACGUCACAAGACAAAACAAUGCAGACAAGCAGCCAAUGAAGCAGAAAAGCUUUACAUGAACAACAUACAUCAACUGGAAGAAAUUCGCCAGGACUGGGAGGAGACGCACAAAAGCAUGUGUGAGGUGUUCCAGGAGCUGGAGGGAGAUCGCAUCAGCACGGUCAGGUGUGCUCUUUGGGACCACUGCAACCAUUUCUCCAUGCAGUGUGUCAAAGACGACGAGCUUUAUGAAGAGGUGAGAACGUUUCUCGAGCAAUGCGACAUCGUCACAGACAACAACAGCUUCAUCAAGAUGAAAUCAACAGGGUCGAGACCACCGGAGCCCAUAGUGUUUGAAAGCUAUUAUCAGGGUGUGAGAAUGAGGAACAGCAAUGAUCUGAGGAACAGCAAUUCCUCAGAAGGAGAAGACAUGACAGCGAAAUUUGAACUAAAUAACAGGAGGGAGAGUCGAAUAGAUGGAGCCAGGUGCUUUGACCCUUUAAUCAGAGACUCCAUAACCAGUGAUAAUGACAGAAGAAUCUCACAGUCAACACUGACAUCUACUGAAAACAAUAAGAUGGAAGAGAGUGGAUAUGCAGCCCUUCCAGGUCCUUCACAACAAGCAUCUUUAGUGUCUGCUUCAACUGACCAGGACCAGUUCUACAUUGUGAAUUAUGAGUACAAUGCACAGGAGGGGGAUGAGCUGUCUGUGAGCAGGGGGGAUGUGGUCCGGUUGUUGGUGCAAGGACUGGAUGGAUGGUGGACGGUGGAGAGGAAUGGGUGCUGUGGACUGGUGCCAGGAAAUUAUCUGGGCAAAAUUUGACAAUGCAUUUGCAAACGGAUUGAUCCAACAACACCAUGUAAAAGUUGACCAUCUUUAGCCUUCAAACCCAAAAUGUCAUCUGAAGCAGUUUAUUUAUGAAAAAGGAAUGUAUUUUACCUCCUAACAUGGAGCUACAUGUCAAACUCUUCCCCCAACCCCAUACAUAAAAGAUGUGGGAUAAAAGAUGCAUAUUUACAAAGAAGAAUUUAAAAAAUGGUUAUGCGAAAAUGUUCAUAUCUAGAUUUGCACGGGUACUGUAGACAGGAACUAGUAGCAUUUGUUAAAUGCACAUUAAAAAGUUAAUAUCCCAAGUGAAAGUGUAUUAACAAACUAUGCAAAUUGAUACUUUAUAUAUCUAUGUAUAUAUAGUUUUUUUUUUUACACUUCCUAGAAAUUGUGAAGCUUAAAAACAUGGAGAGUCUGUACUUCAUGAAUUGACAAAUAAAUGUAUUUUAGUGUUUUUAUUUUA